Messenger RNA from Teleopsis dalmanni, 4526 nucleotides. It is a transcript of the gene mtRNApol, whose product is annotated as DNA-directed RNA polymerase, mitochondrial. Gene Ontology annotation, biological process: mitochondrial transcription. Lineage: Eukaryota; Metazoa; Arthropoda; Insecta; Diptera; Diopsidae. The record is from RefSeq and is a predicted model, not a curated record. Gene Ontology annotation, cellular component: mitochondrial DNA-directed RNA polymerase complex. Bases 225 to 4286 code for a protein of 1353 amino acids. Gene Ontology annotation, molecular function: protein binding; DNA-directed RNA polymerase activity; mitochondrial promoter sequence-specific DNA binding. The transcript has 14 exons.
AAAAAAGGAUAUGUAAAAUAUGCACGGGUAAUUCAUAUGUUUGGCGUUUUAUUGAGUAUACAAAACGUUAAAUUUCUUUCAGUGUACUGUCAAUUUUUUCCUUUUUCCGCAAAUCAAACGGAGUAAUAGUGCGCGGUUAUUAUGCAAGUAAAAACUAAAUGAAAAAAUUAAAGGUAUCUUAAUUUUAUUCCAAAAAGUGUAAGCUAUUUAAGUUAUUAAGUGACAUGUAUCGUUUGUUGGCAAUAAAUCGUAUAACAGCACAAAAUGUAAAAUUACUAAGACUCGGCGUGCACCGCAGUAGCACUAAUAGCGUCUACAGUGUACCAGUAAAUUGGCAAACUGUUGGAAGUACAAACUCUAUUAAUAAUCAACUAUUACAAGUCUCUGUGCUGCAUAACGCAAAUGUUAUACCCGCGACAUCCACGGAGUUGACGUCAUGCUGUUGCAAUGUGACUCGAACGCAUUCUACAAUGUCUACCAAACCAGAAGCGGUGCCGAAAAAGCGAAAGCCGCGUAGACCACGAUAUGCUCACUAUGUUGAACUAUUGGAAGUAACAAACCUGUCAGCAAGUGAACGUAGAAAUAAAGUGAAACGUUUAAGAGCCAAAAAAUUGCAGGAUUUCAUUGCACAUCAACAUAUGGUAAAAUCAGGUUUAGUCAAGAAACAGGAGUUGAAGGCAAAAAUAAAUACAAUACCAGCAACACUUGCUCAGCAGCCUUGCGAUUAUUCAAAAAUUAAUCUGGAGGCUUUGGAUAGCUCCAUAUUGCAAGCUGGUACAUAUGAUGAUAAACCAUUAAUAUUCUUUGGCAAAGAUAAACACACUGAACGAAUUUUAAACAAUCCCAAAGAGAUACAAAAUAUUUUGAAAAGUUUUAAUAACUUCCGCGAUAUUAUCGAAACAAUGGAAUAUGAAAAUCGUGAACUUGACGCUGCUAUGGAUUCAUAUACAAAUCCUGCAGAAGCUAAAUUGGAAGAAUCUGAAUUUGCUGAUCGUAUUGAAACAUUGGAACCUUAUGUGGCGCCAGAUGGAGUUAAAAAGAAACGCAAAACGAAACCAAAGGAAACAACAGCUACUGCUAAAGCUAGAAUGAGGUAUAAAUCCAAAGUUCAAUCAAAUCAAGAGCAAGAGCGUUUGGCAAAGGAGUAUGCCAUACGCUUUAAUAUCACUGCAUAUUUACAUGUUUGUGUGUCGUCAGGUAUGUUGAAUGCCGCAUUAUCCACGAUAGUAUUGUAUAGACAACGAGCUAAAAGAACAAAUCCCAACAGUACAUUAAUAACAAUUGAUAUGUAUAAUACAUUACUGCACGGCUAUGCUGAAAAGGGUGCAUUUGAUAGUUUUCAACAAAUAUUCAACCUUCUAAAGGAAGACAACUUAUCAUUUAAUGAACAAACCUUUGCAGCUAUAUUUGAAUGUUUAGGUCGUUUGGAACCAACUGAAGAUAACGUUAAUAAAAUUAAUCAUUACAUUAACAAAGCAUCAGAUAUGAAUUUCACUCUGGAUCAAAUAAUGAAUCAGUCAAAAUUCAUUGCUGAUCAACGCGAUAUGGUGUUAGAUGCUUUAAGACAAGUUAAGCCCGAUUUUGAACCUAAAUAUGUUACACCUGAAUAUCGUUAUGACAAUUCCUUAUUGAACACUUUAAAUGAGUAUGUUAAUUCAAACAACGAACAGGGCUAUGAAAUUAUGAAGAGCAAGAGCGGUUAUACUAAAGAGCAAUUAGAGCAGAUGGCACGUUCACAGUUGAAAAUAGAAUUGGAUGGUAAAAUAACCAUUACGUCAAUUGAAAAAAGUAAACAAUAUGCCAAUGCUGAAUUCUGCCGUGAAAAACUUAAGGAAUUGGAAAAGUCGUGGCGUACACAAAUUGCAGCAGCUAUUGUACGAGAUUUAAAUACUUUAAGGGCGCAAAUUCGCUUUAAAUCAAACGGUUACAUGAACUUUUAUACUUAUUUGCGUGCGCUUGAUCCUGCACACUAUGUUGAUAUAUUACUUGAUGAAAUUUAUAAACUCGCUGAAGGCUCUGAAACAUAUAGUCCAACUGUUGGGCAGCUUUAUAAGGAAUUGGGACAAAAAGUGCAACAAAGAUAUCAAAUAGAGCAAAAAAAGAAAAAUGGUAUCUUGGAAAAAGUUGGAGAUCUUUAUGGUGCAUACUGUGACAUAUGGGAAAGCGGUGAAACUAAUGAAAACACAAGACAAAUUUGGCAACGUUUGGUACACGAACAUCGUAGUAGUGGCCCUAGCAUGGAUGUGAAAGAAAUGCAAUGGUCCAUAAAUGUGCUUACUGGUGUGGGAAGAUUUUUAUACAACAUACUAAUGCGUGAUCUUAAAAUUGAUUCACAAAUAAUGCGGCAACAAUCCAGAACGAAACAUAACAAUUAUCUUCCAGCAUUUUAUACCCUUUUCAGAAAUCAAGGAAGACUGGUGAAGGAAGAAGUGAAACCACAUCCUGUGCUAGCCAAAUUAUUACGUACCUCAAGACAACAAACCCUAACAUUUGAUUCAAAUAUAGUGCCUAUGCUAUGCCCACCUCAACCCUGGAGUACACCUUAUAACGGUGGUUAUUUACUAAAUAAGUCUGAUUUGAUACGCUUACCCUCACAGGCUGUUCAACAAUGGGAGCGUAUUGAUAACUUAAAUCCCCAACACAUGUACCCGUCUUUAGAUUCUUUAAAUCAACUUGCUAGCAUACCAUGGCGUGUCAAUACAGAUAUCCUUGAUGUAAUCAUAAAGGUUUUUCAAGAUGGUGGUGAUGAUAAACUGAAUGUGCCACGACCUUCAAGUGCUCUUCAACCACCACUAAUGCCACAAAAGGAAAUUGAUAUGUCUAUCGCUGAUCGUGCAAAGCUGUUUAAAGAAAAAUUAAUGUAUCGACGUAAACAAGCAGAAAUGUUUAGUUUGUGGUGCGAUACUCUUUACAGACUCUCACUGGCAAAUCAUUACCGAAAUAAAGUGUUUUGGCUUCCACACAAUAUGGACUUUCGUGGUCGUGUUUAUCCAAUACCACCACAUCUUAAUCACUUGGGUUCCGAUUUGGCACGGUCGAUGCUUGUGUUUGAUCAACCUAAGCCGUUGGGUACCGAUGGCUUUGUGUGGCUUAAAUUGCACUGCAUUAACCUGACUGGAUUGAAGAAAAGAGAUUCUGUGCAUUCGCGUUUGCUUUAUGCUGAAAAAAUUAUGGAUCAAAUUUUGGACUCAGCUGAUAAUCCACUGACUGGUGAAAUGUGGUGGGCAAAUUCUGAUGAACCAUGGCAGACAUUAGCGUGUUGUAUGGAAAUUGCAAAAGUUUACCGUUCUCCAAAUCCAGAAGAAUACAUAAGCCGAUUUCCAAUACAUCAGGAUGGUUCAUGUAAUGGGUUACAGCAUUAUGCAGCUUUGGGACGGGAUAAAGCAGGCGCUUUUAGCGUUAAUUUGGCACCCUCAAGUAUACCGCAGGAUGUUUAUAGUACGGUAGCAACAUUAGUCGAAAAAGCACGUCGAAAUGAUGCCAACAAUGGCUUGCAAGUAGCACAAGCACUAGACGGCUAUGUGCGUCGUAAAGUCAUUAAACAAACAGUGAUGACAACUGUGUAUGGUGUGACACGUUAUGGCGCACGUCUACAAAUAGCACGUCAAUUAAAAGAUAUUGAUGACUUUCCAAAAGACUGGGUGUGGCCUGCUUCCACAUAUUUGACUACAAAAACAUUUGAAAGUCUGCGUGAAAUGUUUACGUCCACUCGAGAAAUACAAGAUUGGUUUACAGAAUGUGCACGUCUCAUAUCCGGUGUUUGUGGAAAGAAUGUCGAGUGGACUACACCAUUAGGGCUGCCAGUGGUGCAACCGUAUAGUCGACAAGAAAUUAAACAGAAUAUACGUCAAAAUUAUCGCGUUAGUGAGAAGAUGUUGAUGGAUAUGUAUGAGCGUCCUAAUGUUAUGAAGCAAAAAAAUGCUUUCCCACCAAAUUUUAUACAUUCGCUGGAUUCGUCACAUAUGAUGUUGACAUCCCUGCACUGCGAACGCAAGGGGUUAACUUUUGUGUCUGUACACGACUGCUUUUGGACACAUGCUUGUACAGUACCGGAUUUAAACAAAAUAUGCCGACAACAGUUUGUUGCCCUGCAUUCCGAACCAGUGCUAGAAGACUUGUCAAAAUUUCUUGUAAAAAAGUUUAGUUUCAAUGAAAAACAAAUCGCAGAUAACGGAAACACUGAUGAUUUCUCAAGGCGACAUUUAAAUCGUUUGCUGCAUCAUUUACCACAAAAGGGUGAUUUUGAUUUGAACAAUGUUCUAGACUCAGUUUAUUUCUUUAGUUAAAACAUUAUUUGCGAUAUGUAUUUAAUUGUGAUUAGCUUAAUAAUAGAAAUUAGGUUCCUAUGUGCCUUGGGAGGCGUAUUGUACAGUUAAUCAAAUGGCUAACCGUUUUAUAAAUAUAUUAAUUUAAAUUAUAUAUUUAAGAAUUCAUUUCAGUUGGCAAAAUAAUUGAUGUCAAAAUAAAUAAAAAGAAAAUACUAUUCUGCGAACUUUAAUUUUAAUUUUAGUAACUCUAAGGUAAUA